This is a messenger RNA of Pseudophryne corroboree (corroboree frog), 3276 nucleotides long. It is a transcript of the gene CRMP1, whose product is annotated as collapsin response mediator protein 1. Lineage: Eukaryota; Metazoa; Chordata; Amphibia; Anura; Myobatrachidae. Gene Ontology annotation, molecular function: hydrolase activity, acting on carbon-nitrogen (but not peptide) bonds. The transcript has 14 exons. Bases 388 to 2436 code for a protein of 682 amino acids. The record is from RefSeq and is a predicted model, not a curated record. Gene Ontology annotation, cellular component: cytoplasm.
GCCACAUUGAGGUUUUUCUCCUAGAGGUGUCCCCCUAGAGCCAUAGCAGUGCCUUGAGUGGGUGGCUGUCUGUGGGUCUUGUCUCUCCAGAGCACCAGUUACCAGCGCAGCCCCUGUUAACCAGAGAGGGAGCCCAGCAGCAAGUGCUACACUGUAUCUGGUCUCUCCAUGUGCUGCAGACCCUGAGCAAGCAGACAUCUACCUCCAGGAUCCCUUCCAGCUGGACCCUUGAUUGCACAUUUCCUCUUGCUGGUAACAAUAGUGUCCUUGUGUCUCCAGGCUUCCAGCACAGACACCGCACUGCUGCAUUUUAUAUGAUCAGCAGCAGCAGCGGCAGAACCUGCUCAUCCAUCUAGUGAGAGAGGAGGAUAAGGGGGAGCAGCAGUAAUGGCAGCAGAGAGGAAGAGAAACUGGAAUAAGGAGGAUGAUCUCCCAGUCUACCUGGCCAGACCAGGGACCACUGCCCAGACCCCCAGGGUGAAGUAUGGGGGCAUGUUUGCCAAUGUGGAGGGGGCUUAUGAGAACAAGACCAUUGAUUUUGAUGCCUACAGUGUGGGCAAGAAGGGGACCCGCACCCCAAGGAGCAGCAGCAGGCAGGAGCUGGAUGGGGAUAAUUUCAGUGAGACAGCCAGCGAUGUCAGUGAGAUCUCCGGCUCUGUCAUUAGCUCCCCCGGAGAAAGGGACGACAGGACCCUCGGCAUUGAGAUCAAGUACUCCGGUGGGAAGGAGCUACUGCAGGGGCAGGACAAUGGCAAGAGUGAUCGACUUCUUGUAAAAGGAGGGCGAAUCAUCAACGAUGACCAGUCUUUCUACGCUGAUAUUUACAUUGAAGAUGGCCUUAUAAAACAAAUUGGAGAGAAUUUGAUAGUUCCUGGUGGAGUGAAGACUGUUGAAGCCAAUGGACGAAUGGUUAUUCCUGGUGGGAUCGAUGUUAACACGUACCUUCAGAAGCCUUACCUAGGCAUGACCACACUCGAUGACUUCUACCAAGGCACUAAGGCAGCAAUAGCAGGAGGCACCACCAUGAUCAUUGACCAUGUUGUUCCUGACUCUGGAUCAAAUAUUUUGGCCUCAUUUGAGAAAUGGCACGAGGUGGCUGAUACUAAGUCCUGCUGUGACUACUCUCUCCAUGUGGACAUUACCAGCUGGUACGAUGGGAUCCGAGAGGAACUAGAAAUCCUUAUCCAAGAUAAAGGUGUGAAUUCAUUUCAGGUGUACAUGGCCUACAAAGAUCUAUACCAAAUGUCAGAUAGCCAGAUGUAUGAAAUCUUUACAUUUCUCAAGGACCACGGUGCUGUCGUUAUGGUGCAUGCGGAAAAUGGGGACUUAAUAGCUCAGGAACAGAAGCGGAUCUUGGAGAUGGGCAUCACGGGACCAGAAGGACACGCCCUGAGCCGGCCUGAAGAGCUGGAAGCAGAGGCAGUGUUCCGAGCCAUAGCCAUCGCCAGUCAGAUCAACUCCCCUGUGUACAUUACCAAAGUCAUGAGCAAGAGCGCUGCUGACAUCAUUGCGCAAGCCAGGAAGAGAGGUGCGCUGGUGUUUGGAGAGCCUAUUACUGCUAGCUUAGGCACAGAUGGCACUCAUUACUGGAGCAAGAAUUGGGCAAAAGCUGCUGCUUUUAUCACUUCCCCACCUCUCAGCCCGGACCCCACCACACCUGAUUACCUCAACACUAUGCUAGCAUGCGGCGACCUUCAGGUGACUGGGAGUGGACACUGCUCAUACAGCACAGCCCAGAAAGCCAUAGGAAAAGAUAACUUCACUCUAAUUCCAGAAGGAGUGAACGGGAUUGAGGAAAGAAUGACAAUUGUGUGGGACAGAGCUGUGGCUACUGGUAAGAUGGAUGAGAACCAGUUUGUCGCGGUGACUAGUACAAAUGCUGCCAAAAUUUUUAACCUCUAUCCCAGGAAAGGGCGGAUUGCAGUCGGCUCAGAUGCUGACGUGCUUAUUUGGGAUCCUGACAAGAGUAAGACAAUUUCUGCCAAAAGUCACAAAUCGGCCGUGGAAUACAACAUAUUUGAAGGGAUGGAGUGCCACGGGGCUCCACUGAUGGUAAUCAGCCAAGGAAAGAUUGUGUAUGAAGACGGCAACCUUCACGUCAACCAAGGAAUGGGGCGGUUUAUACCUCGGAAACCAUUCCCAGAAUACAUUUACCAGCGUAUCAAGACGAGAAACAAGGUGAGCGGAUUGCAACCUGUGUCCCGUGGGAUGUACGACGGACCAGUGCAUGACAUCCCAGCCAUUCCAAAGUAUGCAACCCCAGCCCCCUCUGCUAAAUGCUCACCCACCAAGAUCCUGCCUGCACCCGUCAGGAACCUUCACCAGUCAAACUUCAGUUUAUCAGGUGCACAGAAAGAUGACAGCAACCCCCGGCGCACAGGACAUCGCAUCGUUGCGCCCCCCGGAGGUCGCUCAAACAUAACAAGCCUUGGUUGAUGAAGCUGAAUGAUGAGUAUGGAGAACGAUCACCAUGGAAAUAAAAUUCCAGUUUGUGUCCCGUGUUAUUGAGCCCACAAUUUUUUUGCUACCGAUUGGAAAAAAAAAUGGUUUGUUUUGUAUAGGAAAAGGUGGUCGUAGUGUGAUGACGUGCUUGGAUCUACUUACCUCACACUUGUCCAUAGGUCACCUUAAAGCAUGGAUCACACAUUGCCGUUUUAGACUAGAGACGUCAUCUUUGUCAUGUAGCUAAAGAACUGUUCCUUUGCACCAUUUAGCUGUACGUUACGUUGGUAGUGCAUGUUAUUUUUUAAUUAAUAUUAUUUAUUUAUUUAUAAGAUGUAGCCUGUAUUAGAGUUUUAAUACAUGCCAGCCAUCAUCUAGACACGAUGCCAUAAACUCUGCCACCGAUAACUAAAAUAUGUGAACAACUUUUAUGUAUGCAGUAGGUUACGAAAUGUAUUAUGUUUACUUUAUUUUAUAUCUUCUUAUUGUUACUAUACCACAGCAGACGUUAUCAUUCAUGUAAAAAUAUGAUAAUCUGGCUAAUUGUACAGUCUUGUCUGUUUUCACCAUGCGGGAUCCUGAGAAUAUUCACACAUACAGCUUUCUUUGAGCCAUGCAACGAGAUGAGCCUGUUUGCAUGGGGUUUUUUGAUACUGUAAGUCUAGUUUAGCGGUCUGAUUUUUACAGUUUUGUACAAAGUUUCUUUUUUCGGUUUGUAAUUCACAUUGCAUUUUUACUUAGGGUUGCGUACGACAUUCUAGAUGUAAUUCUAUUUCGGAAUUCAAAGUGUAUGAAAUAAAUAAUAUGAACAUUAUUAAAUUGCAAAUGGAUUUA